UCUGACUCUGUUGCGUUCCCCCAACGCUGGGCUCUGGGUCAGAGGCAGUGGGAGCCGGCUGGCUUCGGCGGGCCCGUCGGGCGCCGCCACCAUGGAGGAGUGGCGGCAGUGCGGCCGCUGGCUUAUAGACUGCAAAGUCCUACCCCCCAACCACAGGGUAGUGUGGCCCUCGGCUGUGGUCUUCGACCUGGCUCAGGCGCUGAGGGAUGGAGUGCUCUUGUGUCAGCUGCUACACAACCUUUCACCUGGAUCUAUAGACCUCAAAGAUAUCAACUUCAGACCACAGAUGUCCCAGUUUCUGUGUCUGAAGAACAUUCGAACCUUCUUGAAAGUCUGCCAUGAUAAAUUUGGGUUACGGAACAGUGAGCUGUUCGAUCCGUUUGACCUGUUUGAUGUCCGAGAUUUUGGGAAGGUCAUCUCUGCGGUAUCCAGACUCUCUCUGCACAGUAUUGCACAGAACAAAGGAAUUAGGCCCUUCCCUUCAGAAGAGACCACAGAGAAUGAUGAUGAUGUGUAUCGGAGCUUGGAGGAAUUGGCUGAUGAACAUGAUCUGGGAGAGGAUAUCUAUGACUGUGUCCCGUGUGAAGAUGAAGGGGAUGAUAUCUACGAGGACAUUAUUAAAGUGGAAGUCCAACAGCCUAUGAAAAUGGGAAUGACAGAAGAUGACAAAAGAAAUUGCUGCUUGCUAGAAAUUCAGGAAACAGAAGCCAAAUACUACAGGACACUUGAAGACAUUGAAAAGAACUAUAUGAAUCCUCUAAAGCUGGUGCUGAGCCCUCUGGACAUGACAGCUAUCUUCAUCAACCUGGAGGACUUAAUUAAAGUGCACAACAGCUUCCUAAGGGCCAUAGAUGUAUCGAUGAUGGCUGGCGGGAGCAGCCUGGCUAAAGUCUUUCUAGAAUUCAAAGAAAGGCUACUGAUCUAUGGGGAAUACUGCAGCCACAUGGAGUAUGCCCAAAACACUCUGAAUCAUCUAAUUGCCAAUCGAGAAGAUUUUAGGCAAAAAGUAGAGGAAUGCACCUUGAAGGUCCAAGAUGGGAAGUUUAAAUUGCAAGAUCUGCUAGUGGUACCAAUGCAACGGGUUUUGAAAUAUCAUCUCCUCCUGAAGGAACUCCUCAGCCACUCUGCGGAUCGUCCAGAGAGACAGCAGCUCAAGGAAGCACUGGAGGCCAUGCAGGACUUGGCAAUGUAUAUAAAUGAAGUCAAACGGGACAAAGAAACCUUAAAGAAAAUCAGUGAAUUUCAGAGUUCUAUAGAAAACUUGCAAGUUAAACUGGAAGAAUUUGGGAGGCCAAAGAUUGAUGGGGAGUUAAAAGUCCGAUCCAUUGUAAAUCAUACCAAACAAGAUAGGUAUUUAUUUUUGUUUGAUAAAGUGGUGAUUGUCUGUAAGAGGAAAGGCUACAAUUACGAGCUGAAGGAGAUCAUCGAGCUACUCUUUCAUAAGAUGACAGAUGACCCAAUGAACAAUAAGGACAUCAAGAAGUGGUCUUAUGGGUUCUACUUAAUCCACCUUCAAGGAAAACAAGGUUUCCAGUUUUUCUGCAAGACUGAAGACAUGAAAAGAAAAUGGAUGGAGCAGUUUGAAAUGGCAAUGUCAAACAUUAAACCAGAGAAAGCCAAUGCAAAUCAUCACAAUUUCCAGAUGUACACAUUCGACAAGACAACCAACUGCAAAGCAUGCAAAAUGUUCUUAAGGGGAACUUUCUAUCAAGGCUAUCUUUGCACUAAAUGUGGGGUUGGGGCACAUAAGGAAUGCUUAGAAGUGAUUCCUCCCUGCAAAAUAAGGCCCAUUGGAUACAUAUGUCUUCCUAAAUAUAUCUGCAACUGUUCUCCUGUCGAUCCGGACUCCCUAAGUACAGGAACUGGUCCUAAGAUGGUAGCAGUGCAGAAUUACCAUGGUGUUCCAGCUCCUCCUGGCAAGCCAGUGUUGACAUUCCAAACAGGCGAUGUGAUUGAACUGCUGAGAGGCGAUCCUGAGUCUCAGUGGUGGGAAGGACGGUUAAUGCAGACCAAGAAGUCGGGUUAUUUUCCUAGUUCAUCUGUAAAGCCCUGCCCUGUGGAUGGACGGCCACCAAGCAGUAGACCCCUAUCCAGAGAAAUAGACUAUACUGCAUACCCCUGGUUUGCAGGCAAUAUGGAGCGACAACAAACUGACAACUUGUUGAAAUCUCAUGCUAGUGGGACAUACUUGAUCCGAGAAAGACCCGCAGAGGCUGAGCGGUUUGCGAUAAGUAUAAAAUUUAAUGACGAAGUGAAACACAUUAAGGUGGUGGAGAAAGACAACUGGAUUCAUAUCACGGAAGCCAAGAAGUUUGAAAGUCUGUUGGAAUUAGUAGAAUACUACCAAUGCCACUCACUCAAGGAAAGUUUUAAACAACUGGACACCACGCUGAAGUAUCCUUACAAAUCUCGAGAGCGCUCAGCUUCAAGAGCUUCCACCCGGUCGCCAGAUUGGCUGGUUUCCAUCAACUUAUGUGGAAGAGGAGGGUGUGCAGUGACAGCAGGACGUCGGGCAAAGCCCAAGAUUCUCUCGGAAGAGUCUCUCAGGAGCGGGUGCAAACCUCUAGUUCCAGAAUCCAGAGGGGCGUGUCCUCCACGCUUCCAGUAUUAAGCAGCCUGAAAGGGGUGGGGGAAGGGUCGGGGGGAGGGGAACAAGAUACUAAAUGCAGACCAUUUGCAAAUCAGUCAUCUGCUGUUGGUAACCCAUCCCAGGGUACAGGACUUGUAUAUAAAACUUAACAGUGUAUCUCAGAUUACAUUGCUCCAGCAUUACCCACCAUCCCAGAGAAGGGAGAACACAGAACCUUUCUGAGCCCAGACUAGAUUGUUGGAAGUUUAUUGCCAGCCUUGCUGGGCUGGUGCUCCAGAAGAGCAUCUGGGACCAAGGAGGAAGACCCACCGCUCUCCUGGUGAUGGCAUUCACAAGAUGUCAGAGGGCAGUGGGGAAAAGACCCUGAAAUCAGGACUGACAGAAGAUUCCCGUAAACUGUUUUCCUUACCUUACCUUACCUUGUCCCCAAUCUCUUAAUUUGCUGCUAGCUCCAAUGCCUAGUGCUUCAGGAUGCAGGAACCCACCCACAUGUUUUUGGGUUCUGCUGCCCCUUCCAGAUCACCAACUGAGUCCUGGGCUGAGGGACUGCUGGGGGAAAGGGCUGGCCUGAAGGCCACUGUGCAUAGAAGGAAGGUGACCAGUCCAAAGUGUUGUCUGUAUAAUAUUGAUUUAUCAUUGGAUCAUAGAUUUCAAACUGGAGGAACCUUAGAGGCCAUCUAGUCCCUCCCUAUUUUCAGAAUGGUCUGUCUUAGGUUACCUCUGGGCUAGGGAAUGGAAAGCCCAGUUGUCAUAGGAAGCAAUCUUUCCCUUGGGGAAGCUGGGAAAAUGAAGAGAGCCUCAAAAUGCUGAAACCCCCCAUCAAUGGUACCACUUAUAUUGGCAUCAACUAUUGUCUUCCCCUGCCCCCCCCCCCAAUUUUUUCCCCAUCUUCUGAAGUACCUAGAAUGUAUUCAUACUAUUCCUGAAAACUGGUAAACAGAAACAGAGUCCCUAAAUAGGGUCAGGGAGAAAAGGAUGAUUUUCUUAUGUUAGGGACCUUGCUAUUCAUGACCUCUUGGAAAAAGGACUCUCACUCCUCCCAUGAGGUGUCCCCCAGAUGGCCUCCUAGAGGCCCCCUUGAAAAAAAUAGCAAUCUCUGGGUAUUUCCAGCAUGCUUCAAAGUGUCUUCUGAGACUGGUCUCCAUUUUCCAUGCCCCAACACUUGGCUGUCUCCUCUCCUACUGAAUUGAGGGCAAAGUUCUUUUCUUCUGGGGCUUCUCCCAGUCUCCCAAACCAGGAGCUACUUUUAGCUCUUGUAAAAAUAAGUGCUCUUGUGAUUGAUUACUCCCUGUUCUACUUUCUAAUACUUCUUGUCUCCCCCUAUCCCCAGCCUCUGCUCCUGAACUCCCAGUCAAUUCUCAUCAUUUGCCCUAUAGGACAAUAGAAUCAUAGAUUUAGAAUUGGGAAAGGACCUUAGAGAUCAAUUUAGUGCACUUCCCUCAUUUCACACAUGAGCAAACUGAGGCCCAGAGGUGUCAAGUGGCUUGCCAAAGGUCACAUAGGUAAAAAGGAACAGAGGUGGGAUUAGAACCCAGGUCCUUUGACCCUCAAGUUUAUUACCACACAUUGCUUAGAGAUAGAGACAGAUCUAUCUGAGAGGCAAGUAUCUUGGUCUUGCUCCUGUUUCUUUUUCCUGACCUUGUCCAAGUUUGGGAGAGGUUACCUUGUUUGAUUUUUUUUUUUUUUGUGCCAAAGCUACAGGCAGAAAAUCAUCCCACUCCCCCUCCCCAGCAUCUUUCAUUCAUCUCUUGAGCCACUUGGUGACUAGGGGAGGAAAAGUUGGGGGAAGGUGGGAGGUGAUGGAGAGAAGGGAUUUAAGAGCUCACUAAUAUCCCUCCUGGGAAGGAGGAACCCAGAGAGAUAAGGGAUAGGAAUCUGUUUGGUUGUUUUAGCCCCUGCUGCUGUUUGGUGCUAACUGACUGGAAAUUACUCUGGCUGGUUCAUUUCACCAUUAACUGUGAUCAUUUCUGGAUCAAUCACACAUUCCUUAUAUCUAGGAGGUGGGGCAGGAAGGUAAUGGGAAAAACAUGCUCCAAAGACCUGUGAAGUUGUAAGAUUUUUAGGGGGGAAAAAAACCAUUUAAGAAAUGUAUAGAAAUGUCAGACAGGCUUCCAGUCCUCAACAUGAGCAUCCCAGAGUCAGUGAGGACUUCCUUUCCCCAGCCCCUAAGCUGUUUGGGUGCACUUUGCCAGGGACUGACAACUCUGAGUCAGGAAUUCGGCUAACUCCCUGUCAGUCCCAGGAGGGGAGGGGGCCGGAAGGGAAGGAGGUGAAGAGGGAUCUUUUGUGUUUACUGUUGUAAGAAACUCGUUCUGUUUUGUUUUUGUUUUUAAAGAAGAGAGUUUGUAAUUAUUUCUCCAAAUGCCACGAUAUAUAUCUGUGAAUAAGGAAAAAUGUUUUUAUGCUGGCAAGAAAUUGUAUAUAUAUUUUAGUUCCAUCAUGAAACAAGUCAGAGUUGUAAGUGAGGAUGUUCAGAAAUAGGAAAUAAUAAUGUAAAUGCCUUGGGAUUUUUGUUUCUUUGCAUUGCACUAACCAGGGAGGGAGAGUUAGGGGGCGACGGGGGAUUGUGGAAUAGUUCAUAGCUGGCCAUCGGGAAGUCCUCUAGGGGUGGUUUAUAAUCCUGGGGUAGGAAAGGCGCUGACUGAGAAGCCCUUUGCAUGCAGGUGAGGGAUUUCGCAGUUAGAGCAUGCCCCAUUAACGCCCGCAACAAAACAGAAAUGGAAUUUUGCCAAUAGAUUUUUUCAAAUCAUGGUUUUUACUGCAAAUAAACAUACAUUCUUUUCUGCAGAA
Monodelphis domestica (gray short-tailed opossum) is the source of this 5380-nucleotide messenger RNA. It is a transcript of the gene VAV2, whose product is annotated as vav guanine nucleotide exchange factor 2. Lineage: Eukaryota; Metazoa; Chordata; Mammalia; Didelphimorphia; Didelphidae. The record is from RefSeq and is a predicted model, not a curated record. Gene Ontology annotation, cellular component: cytoplasm. Gene Ontology annotation, biological process: regulation of GTPase activity; cell migration; intracellular signal transduction. Gene Ontology annotation, molecular function: protein binding; guanyl-nucleotide exchange factor activity.